This is a messenger RNA of Ostrinia nubilalis (European corn borer), 1359 nucleotides long. Its product is annotated as putative nuclease HARBI1. The transcript has 5 exons. The record is from RefSeq and is a predicted model, not a curated record. Lineage: Eukaryota; Metazoa; Arthropoda; Insecta; Lepidoptera; Crambidae. The coding region runs from base 264 to 1319 and encodes 351 amino acids.
GGUCUUAUUCAUAAUCAUUUUUCACAUUUUAUCAAAUGCUUAUUAGAGGUUUAUAAAACGUUUGAUAAAAAUUGUUAUUCAUAAUCGUCAUUUAGCGCUAAAAUCCUCUUUUAUCUGUGUGAUAAGUUAUCGAGAGCUCGGGCCUUGUUUAAAGCUCUAAUAAACCUAUUUUAACCUAACUUUUAUAAAUGUCAUUUCAUAUGAAUGUCACUUCGUUGGUUUAUUUAUUCAAAAUAUCCUUGCUGUGAUCCUUGCUUGUGAAAAUGAAUGCUAUAAAUGCAAUUGUGCAUUUAGCCAAUAAUGCCGACCCAGCGCGACGUAGAAAGCUCUACCGCCAACGAAGCAACCCAUUCGAUUUGCGGGACCUAAAUUUUAAAAUAAAAUAUAGGUUCAAUAAGGACACAGUGCGCACCAUCAUAGAUUUGGUGGAAGAUGAUCUGGUUCAGAGCGCUAGAGGUGGUGGCACGUGUCCUGAACUGCAAGUUUUAGUGGCCAUAAGAUGUUGGGGACGUCGUGAGGUACAAGAUGAUGCUGGUGACCUCCAUGGCCUAAGUCAGCCGACAGUGAGCCGGAUAUGCGCCAGAGUCGCGCAUGCAAUCGCGAAUAAGGCAAAUUCCUUCAUCAAAAUGCCUAUCACUAUAGGAGAGCAGGAAAGAAUUAGUGCCAAAUUUAGAGCAAUUAAAAAUUUUCCUGGGGUGAUAGGAGCCAUAGAUUGCACCCACAUUAAAAUUAAAAAAACCGGAGGUGACAUGGCCCAGUACUAUAUUAAUAGAAAAGGCUAUUAUUCCCUGAAUGUUCAGGUUGUCUGUGAUGCUGACCUCAAAAUAAUGGAUAUAGUGGCUAGAUGGCGAGGCAGUACACAUGACAGUCGAAUUUUUAUGGAGAGCAAUAUAAAACAACGAUUUGAGGAUAGGCAGUUUAGAGGACGCCUUAUUGGCGAUUCGGGCUACCCUCUUCUGCCAUAUCUAUUUACACCUAUUUUAAGGCCUAGUCGUCCAGAAGAAGAAGCAUACAAUAAUGCUCACAUCUCAACUAGGAACACUGUUGAAAGGUGUUUUGGGGUGUGGAAGCAGCGGUUCCAAUGCCUACUCCAUGGCUUACCAGUAAGCCUCCAAAAUGGAAAAGCUGUGAUCAUAGCAUUGGCUGUAUUACAUAAUAUAGCCAUUGAUAUGAAUGACACAUUGUUAGAACAACAUAUGGAGCAGGUCCCUGUAACUCCGCAACUUUCGACGGAGAACAGUGUUCACGACAACCGACCUUCAUUGUUGAGGCGUAGGUCGCAGUUGAUACUACAAAAUUUUAUAAAUCAACAUUUUUGAAUGAUACUGUUCCUGGCAUCUUAAUGAAAAUAAAAAGAAU